UUGAAAGGAGAACUAUUAGCCGGAAGUUGUCCAGUUCCUUUGCCUAAAGGCGGUAUUUUAUGUCUUAUCUCUGACAGUGCGUGCUUUGUGUUUCUCCAUAGCGAAGAUAUUCUAUAUACCCACAUACCCUAAAGAAGCAAUCCCGGCAGUCGGCUUUAUGUGCUUCGUGGACUCGUGAAACCGGUGUUUGCUAACUGCUUAGCUAAUAUGGCUGCUAACCCGCCGGGACAGGGCUUUCAGAACAAGACCCGUGUGGCCAUCCUGGCGGAGUUGGACAAGGAGAAGAGGCGGCUGCUGCAGAGCCAGUCCAUGAACAGCCCCGGAGCCAACAUCCCGCUGUCGUCCAGACCCAGCCUGAAGGAGGUGAGGGACAGCGCCGAGCAGCAGCACAUCGCAGCCCAACAGAAGGCCGCCCUGCAGCACGCUCACGUCCACUCCUCCGGGUUCUUCAUCACCCAGGACUCCUCGUUUGGGAACCUCAUCCUCCCGGUGCUCCCCCGGCUGGAGCCCGACUUCUGACUCUAAAUUCUGACCCCGACCCCUAAGACAUUUAAACUGGUUAUUUUAUGGUAUUGUUGAUCUGAUGAUGACUGAUAUUAUAUUUUAUUCUGCCAGGGAGACUAAAAGACGUCACAGACAGAAUAAAAUAUUUGAGCGUAAUGUCCUGUGUUAAGCCCUCACACAGAUUAUUCUUCAUUAAUUAUGCGAUCAUGACUGUGUUUCACUCAGAUCAGUGUGAGUCAGGAUGAGAAGUCUGCUGCUGGCAUAAUAACAGAUUUUAUGUGGCAGGUGCUUUCAUCUAUGAGAGUUGGAAAAAAUCCAAAGAAGCAACAGGAUGUAAAACGAGUUUCAGAAAUUGUGUCUUCAAAAGGAACUGAAUACUGAAGAUGCAAGUCUGGAUAACCAGAUGGAAACAGUUACCGACGUCCUGGAAGAGCCCGAAAACCCCAAGUUUACUGCAUACAGUUGCAUCACCAACUCAUUUUGUUGUUCCUGGUAUUUUAGAACCGUUUUUUUUAAGUGUGUUGUACUUUCAUAUGUCACAGUAUUAUUAACAUAGCACAUUUCAGCCCAGGGGUACUGACUGGUUUGUGAAUAUCUGGGCUCAUAAUUGCGAUCUAUGAGAUCUGUGUGGGUUACAACAGUUAUUUGCCCAGAAUCCCUCAACAGAUGACUUACUAUGGAAGCACAAACAUGAGAUGGGUCUAAAUAAACUGUUAAACAUA
Messenger RNA from Pundamilia nyererei, 1226 nucleotides. Its product is annotated as SOSS complex subunit C-like. Bases 208 to 519 code for a protein of 103 amino acids. The transcript has a single exon. Gene Ontology annotation, biological process: DNA repair. The record is from RefSeq and is a predicted model, not a curated record. Lineage: Eukaryota; Metazoa; Chordata; Actinopteri; Cichliformes; Cichlidae. Gene Ontology annotation, cellular component: SOSS complex; nucleoplasm; nucleus.